GUAAUCUUUUACAUAAUAGUAGACAAUAAUUCCUGUGUUCUCAAAACUCUAUUUAGAACAGUAUAAGUUCGAGUAUGUGAUUUAAUUAGGUAUAUUGUAGCCUUCUCGAUCUGAUAAUUUAUUACAACGUUGGAGAUAAAACUUUAAGAUUCAAGCCUAAAGAGAGCCUUCUAGUCUGAUAUGGAGAUUAAUUAGAAACCGCAUAUUGUAAUGUGGCCCAUAUUGUGGAGUAAUUAAGCACACCGAGCAAUUGUAAAACAAUAAUAAUGUGAAUGAACUGUCGCUAGACUCAAAUGAUAACCAUUGAAAUAUUACAAUACGUUUUAAACAUGCAAAUCUAACCAAAGAACUACGCACAGAUAUUGAUAAUAAUGAAGAGGUGGUUAAAAAAAAGUUAAAUAAAUCCGUAAUGUCAAGUGACAGUGAUAUCGAGGUGAUUCCUGUGAUAAAGGACAUUCCUAUUAUUGAAAUUUCUGACGAUGCAGAUGACGACAUAGAGAUAGAAAACUUGGUGAAAUUAGUUGAUGUUUCCGGUAAUUCCGAUGAAUGCUAUGAGACGAAGGUAGACAGGCUUUUGAACGCUUGCAACUUGAAAGCUGAGAUUGACAAAGUUAGACGAAAUGGUGCUUUCAAUGAUCUGGGUCCAUUUUACAUCGACAGAAGAUUGGUGCCUGUGAAUAUUUACCAAGAAGGUCUUAUUAUCAACAUGUGGAAUCCUGAAAUAUUACUUGAAGAAAUAUGCCAUCUUUGUCGUUGGACCAGGCCAACAUAUAAAGCAUUACACUUUAUUCCAACUGGAGGAUUUCGAUGUAGUGUGUGGGUCAAUGGUGUAGAAUUUAUUCCAACAAUGCUCGCAAGGACACCAGCAUCAGGCAACGAACUUGCUGCAGCUCAUUUCCUUCAAUUUCUUGGGUUUCAUAUAAGUAUGGAGAAUCUAAAUCUAUAUAAUGAUUGGGAACAUAUCGACAAAGCUAAACUGGAUAUGCGUCUAAGAGAGUUGAGAGCCGAUUUGAGUUCCAGAAUUAGAUUGUUUAAACUUGGUACUCGUGGGUAUGAACAAUUAGCUAAGAAAAGAAAACAUUUAAUGAAAAUAAAGGUUAGCCAUUUAUUGGUACGUCAAUGUCAAAAAUCCUUUGCAAAUAUGAAUAGUUUGUUUCAUAUGUUACGAAAAAGGUUGACGCCUUUGCAUAGUAAAGAUAAGCACUUUCUGAUAUGUACUAACAAACCGCAGAGAAUAAAUAUUCACAGAAAUCGAUUGUAUGAUAUCGAUAUGAAACAUCGUUUAUUAAGCAAUACAGACUGCGUUGAUAAUACGCAAUUACCAGAGUGCAGCCAAACAUUUAGUUCACUUAAUGUAAAAUCUGAUAUUGAAAUGUGGGAAGAAUCCUUGGAUAGCCAAAUAGAAGACGCAGAAAAAAGUAAUUUUCAUGAUUUUGAUUUCUGCGUCGAGCAAGAUAUUAAUCUCUCCACAACAGAAAAUAUGUAUCGUUCUUCGACUUUAUCGGAAAGUUAUGAUUUGAGACAGAAGUUGACCAAUAAAGUAUUCGGUGAACCUAAAUCAAACUCAAGUUAUUUAAAUGCAUGCCACGAAUAUUUACAGAGUAAAUCAACACUCCUUACAAACAUAAAGAAAGAACAUCGUGGAAUUAAACGUCAAUGGGGAAGUAAAACGUCUUUGGCAAUGGAACAAAAACACUUCAAAAAUGCUCGAUACGCUCCAAAAUCUCCAAAACGCUCCCUGCAUUCCAGGUUAGGCAUCAAGCAAGAACAAAUCAAAAUUGAAGGAAUUAAUUUGGGAACUUUAUCCCAUACUAAAACUGCUCGCAAUGCAAGCCGUAGUGACCGCAGUCGAAGCCCGAUUCUAAGAGGUAUCUCUGAACACAAUAUUUGCAAUAUAAAGCAAGAAAAAUGUUAAACCGCACCAUUCACACUAGUUUGAGUACUUGCAGUGAAAAUUGUUCAGUAGCUGAAUUAAAGGUUUUAGUAAUGUAAGUGCAGAUUUAGAAGUAUUACUUUAUAAGGCAGCCUCAUUGACCAUACCUUUUUUCUGAUUACACUUAAAGAGACCUGCCUAAAAAUUUGAGACCAACAGGAAAACAGUUAUGCAUGAAUCUAUCGGAACCAGAGAUUUAUUUCUUAUGUACAAAUAGAUUUAUAAAGCUAUACUGUUACACUUUAUUAGAUGCUCGUGGUUUCCUCUAAAUACAAUAAUUUAACAUAAUAUUUUCUGUUAUCUAUACAACAACCUGUCCAAUUUUCAAACAAAUCUGGCCUCAAAUUUCAACACAUGUGUAAUAAAUAAAUGAAGUUUAAAAUUUGAAGCAUA
This is a messenger RNA of Homalodisca vitripennis (glassy-winged sharpshooter), 2326 nucleotides long. RefSeq lists its product as uncharacterized. Bases 410 to 1915 code for a protein of 501 amino acids. The record is from RefSeq and is a predicted model, not a curated record. The transcript has 3 exons. Lineage: Eukaryota; Metazoa; Arthropoda; Insecta; Hemiptera; Cicadellidae.